AGAACCCUUCCAUAAUCUCACACACACACACACACACCUCGUUCUUCCUCAAGACACACAGUCACACUCUACACAUCGCCAACAAACGCGCCACACGCCAGGACGCCAACACCAGCUUAAUUUUGCCUAUCCAAACCAAACGUACGCGCGCCGUAAGCUAGCUAGAGCGCGCACCAUGGACAUCUCGAGCGGCGCCGCGCACAACGCCACGACGGCGGCGCCGGGGUUUCUCGGCACCGGCGGCCUCGCGGGGAUGCUCCCGGAGGUGCAGACGGUGGAGAUCCUGGUGGCCAUUUCCAUCUUCGUGAUCAUCCACUCGCUCCGGCAGCGGCGGUCGCUGGGGCUCCCGUGCUGGCCCGUGGUGGGCAUGCUCCCGUCGCUGCUCCUGGGCGUCCGUGGCGACAUGUACGAGUGGAUCACGGGCGUCCUCAACGCCCGCGCGGGCACCUUCACCUUCAAGGGCCCUUGGUUCACCAACCUCCACUGCGUCGUCACCUCCGACCCGCGCAACCUCGAGCACCUCCUCAAGACCAAAUUCGGGAGCUUCCCCAAGGGCCCCUACUUCCGGGACAACGUCCGGGACCUCCUGGGCGACGGCAUCUUCGGCGCGGACGACGACACGUGGCGCCGGCAGCGGAAGGCGGCCAGCCUCGAGUUCCACUCGGCAGAGUUCCGGGCGCUCACGGCCAGCUCGCUUGUGGAGCUCGUCCACGGGCGGCUCCUCCCCGUGCUGGCGGAAACCGAAGCCUCCGGGGAAGCCGUCGACCUCCAGGACGUGCUGCUCCGGCUCACGUUCGACAACGUGUGCAUGAUCGCCUUCGGGGUCGACCCCGGGUGCCUGCAGAAGGGGCUUCCGGAGAUCCCCUUCGCCCGGGCCUUCGAGGACGCCACGGAGGCCACCAUCGUGCGCUUCGUCACGCCCACCACGGUGUGGCGCGCCAUGCGCGCGCUGGGCGUGGGACACGAGCGCGUGCUCAGGAAGUCCCUCGCGGGCGUCGACGAGUUCGCCUACGACGUCAUCAGGAAGCGCAGGGAGGAGCUCGCCACCGCCGAGGCCGACGCCGAUGACAAGUCGUUGACCGCGAGGUCGGACCUGCUCACGGUGUUCACCAAGAUGCGUGACCCGGAUCACGGCGGCGUGGCCUACUCGGACAAGUUUUUACGCGACAUCUGCGUCAACUUCAUCCUGGCCGGGCGGGACACGUCGUCCGUGGCGCUGGCGUGGUUCUUCUGGCUGCUCGGGAAGAACCCCGCCGUGGAGGGCAAGAUCCUGGAGGAGAUCGAGCGCAUCGUGGCGGCGCGAAGCGAUGGAAGGGGCGAAGAGAAGGAGGAGGAGGAGCUCGUGUUCCAGCCGGAGGAGGUGAAGCGGAUGGAGUACCUCCACGCCGCGCUCUCCGAGGCGCUCCGGCUCUACCCGUCCGUCCCCGUCGACCACAAGGAGGUUGUGGAGGACGAGGUGUUCCCAGACGGCACGGUGCUGAAGAAGGGCACCAAAGUGAUCUACGCAAUGUACUCCAUGGGGAGGAUGGAGAGCAUCUGGGGGGAGGACUGCAGGGACUACAGGCCGGAGCGGUGGCUCAGGGACGGCCGGUUCAUGGGCGAGUCUGCCUACAAGUUCACCGCCUUCAACGGCGGCCCGCGCCUGUGCCUCGGCAAGGACUUCGCCUACUACCAAAUGAAGUUUGCCGCCGCCUCCAUCCUCCGCCGCUACCGCGUCAACGUCGUCGAGGGUCACCCGGUGGUGCCCAAGAUGGCGCUCACGCUCUACAUGAAGCAUGGGCUCAAGGUGAUGCUGGCCAAGAGGGACAAGGCCAAUUAGCUCUGGAUCAUGUCUUGCGGCGGCUGUGCGCUCUGUUGAUACUUCGUGAAAGAAAAGCUGGGGCUGUGUGGAAAAGCUUCCCUCUAUUUUUUUCCUUCUUGCUUUACACUUUUAUUAUAUUGCUAUGUCUUCUGAUUUGUUUCGUUUUGUAAUGGUAGCUCAAAGUAUAGUAUAGCCAAGAAUAUCUGUAUGUGUACCUGUGAUGGUGAAGCGAUGCAGCUUCAGGUGGUGUUACUGGUGGAAUGUUGGCAUUAUAUUAUUGGCACUAAUACAAAAAACAGCUGCAAGAUGUGAUGGCAUCUGUUUGAAUAAA
Molecule: messenger RNA, 2132 nt
Organism: Brachypodium distachyon (stiff brome)
Lineage: Eukaryota; Viridiplantae; Streptophyta; Magnoliopsida; Poales; Poaceae
Product: cytochrome P450 86B1
Exons: 2
Coding region: 176-1819 (547 amino acids)
Molecular function (GO): monooxygenase activity; heme binding; oxidoreductase activity, acting on paired donors, with incorporation or reduction of molecular oxygen
Source: RefSeq, a predicted model, not a curated record